This is a messenger RNA of Prorocentrum cordatum, 1740 nucleotides long. Lineage: Eukaryota; Dinophyceae; Prorocentrales; Prorocentraceae. The record is from the annotation of a GenBank genome assembly.
AUGGCCGAGAAGGAGGCCAACGCGGCCCGGACAGGGCACCCGUCCGAGAGGGCGGGCACUGAGCGCGAGGGCAGAGAUGACAGGAGCACACCCCGGGGGACGGGCAUGGAGGGCCGAGCGCACCCGGAGCAGCUGCUGGAGGCGGUGGCAGGGCGCGGGGGCGGGCAGCGCGCGAUCUACUUCAGAGGCGCCACGACGUCCAUCUCGGCGGUGGCGGGCUCGAUGGCCAAGACGGGGUCGCCCCCGGGGGGGCUGGCGCCCGCCCAAGAGCUGACUCCCACCAUGACGCACCACGUCUGGCUCCCGCUCGCGGCCGCAGUAAAGAGGGGGCAGACCUUGACCGAGAAACAUCAUUGCACCCGCUGGCGGCUCCACAUCCACGUCCUGGGGUCGAUUUACGCGAUGCGCGUCCGCCCCCGAAUCGGCAGACUGGGGCGGCUCCACAUCCACGUCCUGGGGUCGAUUUACGCGAUGCGCGUCCGCCCCGUGCAGGAUCCGUCGCUGUGGCCCACCCCAUCGGCCCGGAUCGGCGGCGGCCUCGGGGCGGUUCGCCCCCUGCCCGACGCGGCUCUGCAGGCGCGGGCUCCACUCGUGCCCGGCCACAGGUCCAAAUUGGCAUCUAGGCGGGAGGCGACCACUGCGAACCGCCACGCGGCCUUGGCCGCGCGGCUGUACCCAGACGCCAACCCCCGCGAGGCGCGCUGGGGUCGCGCCGCGGUGCGGCCGCAGUUCGACCUGAGACGGCCGGCCGAUGGUGGGCACAUGCAGCGCCUACGCAUAGGCCUUUGGUGGGCGUGCGGCAAGGCCAUGGAAGGCUGCGGCGGCACAGGGCCGCUGCGCCCGGACCGGAGGCAGCCUGCGCACCUGCGCAGUCUGGCAGAGGAGAACGCCGGCGCGCCGCUCAACGGCGGGGCCGCCUGGUCGCGCCUCGUGGAGGAGGCCUGCCAAGCGGUGCUCCUGACCAGACCGCGGGAGCCCUGGGCCGCGCUCCACGCCGCGGACCUGGGCGGCGCCGCGGAGCAGGAGGACGAGGUGGCUUCUGACUACGACUGGGACUUGGAAUCGGACCAGGCGUCGCUGCGUCGCUUGCUGACCGAGGCCGCGCGCGCCACCGAGAUCGCCACCGGGGCCCCAGCGCCCUCCUGGGAGCAGGUGGUCGCCCAGCUGAUACGCUCCUGUGCGCGGGAGCCGCUGGCCACGCGAGUGGCCUACGCCCGUGCCCGCCUCCAGUGGUUCCUGUGCGGCCAGACGCUCGCAGCGCUCGACUGCGCCUGUCACGGGGGCGGCCCCUACUGCGCCCACCGCGGUGCUCACGCCGCCGUGGCGCAGGUGGUCUCGCAGCACUCGGAGCGCGCAGGGCAGUGGUUCCACCAGAACGCCACGCUGAUGGUCGACGCCGCCCUGGAGCGGGUGGCCAGGAACGCACUGUCCGGGGUCCAGCACGCUCUCCCUCCCGGGACCGCGUCCGCCGAGGCGAUGGGCCGGGUCGCCGCCGAGUUCCUCGCCCGCGGGGGCAACGGGUUUGCGGCGGGGGGCGGCUUCGCCCUGGGCAGCUUGCCCGCGCCAGGAGCUCCUUUCGACUUGAGCCAGCUCAGUGCUCACGCGCCUGGGAUCGUCCGCCUGGUGGGCCGGUCAUUCGUGUCCGUGCGCAAGGAGGUGGCCGUGGCCGCGCGGCCCCUCGCCCGGGCGGCGCUCCAGCAGUUCGCGUCCGCCGACUUCGCGGCGGGCCUCGCGCCGUGA